AUGCAAAUGGCUAGAAAUGCUCAAAUACUUGAUAGUAAAACAAUUGAUGAAUUAGAUGAACUUGAAGAUGAAGAAGAGGAACGUGUGUUGCAAGAAUACAAACGAAAACGUCUACAAGAACUUCGCGAUAAUGCUUCACGUGCACGAUAUGGUGAAGUUAUAGAAAUAUCAGCGGUUGAAUAUAUAAAACAAGUGAAUCAAGCUGGUGAGGAUGUAUGGGUUGUUCUUCAUUUGUACAAAUCAGGAAUGCCAUUAUGUACACUAAUCAAUGAUCAUCUUCGUCAAUUGGCCCUUAAAUAUCCAACAACAAAAUUUUUAAAAAGUAUUUCAACUGUUUGUAUUCAAAAUUAUCCGGAUAAAAAUUUGCCUACAAUAUUUGUUUAUAAUAAUGGUGAAUUGAAAGAUCAAUUAAUUGGUCCAUUUGCAUUCAACGGAAUGAAAUGUCGUUUUCAAGAUUUAGAAUGGAAGUUGUAUGAAUUUGGUGCUCUUGAAACAAAAGAGAAAUUAGAAAAACCAGAAGGAAUGAUUGAUGCUCGUAAUAAUGGAGAUGCUGCAAAUGAAUUUUUGAAAUCAGCUAUUCGACAAAGUAUGAGAGGUGACGACGAUGAUGAUUAG
Didymodactylos carnosus is the source of this 615-nucleotide messenger RNA. Lineage: Eukaryota; Metazoa; Rotifera; Eurotatoria; Philodinida; Philodinidae. The record is from the annotation of a GenBank genome assembly.